UUAGAGGCUUGGAAGUCAUACGUUUCUAUUUGGACUAUUGAUAACAAGCUGAUAAUUUGAAUCAGGUUUUUAGGAAAAAAGGAAGCACCCAAAACAUGCAACAUAGAAGAUCUUCAGGACCAGAGAUAUAUUCAUGAAAGUGAGUAAUCAAGCCAUAACCCAAGGACAAAGAAGCUUCAGAAACAGGAAAUCCCAUAAAUAUCAGCUUGAAUCUACCUGUUCAGUUCAGAAGCAGAUGGAAAGUCAGCAGCUAUAAGAAACAUCUCAAUCUACUAGACUUCUCUAUCUACUCUGAACUUUGAGUCUAAUGGAUUCCAGAGCCAGAGUAUCGACUGAUGAGCUGUUUUUUGGAUUUAACGUAGUGGGUGAAAAUAAACAGGGUGUGAACGUGACCGACAAUUCCGUUACUGCUCUGAGAUGCGACCUCACCACUGUCUUCCUCCCACUUGUCUACAUAAUUGUCUACGUUGUCGGGUUACCCACCAACACCAUGGCCAUAUGGGUGUUUCUCUUUAGGAUGAAAAAGAAACAUCCUGCGUCCAUCUUACUGGCCAACCUCGCACUGGCUGACCUGCUUUUCAUCAUUUGGCUCCCACUGAAGAUCCACUACCACUUCAACAACAACAACUGGAUCUUUGGGGAACCGCUGUGUAAAGUUCUAAUGGCGUUUUUUUAUGGGAACAUGUACUGCUCCACUAUCUUCAUAGCGUGCAUCAGUGUUCAGCGCUACUGGGCAGUUGCACAUCCAUUCUCUCAAAAAAUGGACAAACGGUUAACAGUGUGUGUUUCUGUGUGUGUGUGGAUUGUGGUGUGGAUCAUGACCAUCCCUCUCUACCUGUAUGAUCAGACUGUUAAAGUCGAGAACCUCAACAUCACCACCUGCCAUGAUGUUAUACGCCCCAGUCAGUUAAGCUUCCCUGUUGGAUACUUCCUGACCAUGGGCAUUGUGGGAUAUGUAGUUCCCUGUUUGGUGUGUAUAGUAGCAUAUCUGCUGACGUUUCGCUCCCUCAGGAAGUCUGCAACUGAUUCAAGCAGCAGCAAUAGUAAUAAGAAGAAGGCGAUUAUCCUCAUGGUCAUUGUGCUGGUGAUGUUCCUGGUGUGUUUCACUCCCAGUAACAUCAUGCUGAUGGUUCACUACGCUCGAGUGUCUGCAACAAUUCUGAACAAUGGCUACAAAAUCUACAUCAUCACUCUGUGUUUAGGCAGUCUGAACAGCUGUCUGGACCCGUUUGUGUAUUAUUUUAUCUCGGAUGAGUUCAGAGAGCAUGUGAAGAACACGCUGAAGUGUCGUAGCGAACGAUCUGCAAAGCAGAUGAAGGUUUCCUUCAAACCUCUGAAGUUUUCUAAGAAGAGUAGCACUUCAGACUCCAUCCACACUCAGAGCACCACCUACACCUCUGACUCCUCCCACACUCAGAGCAACACCUGCACAUCUGACUCCGCCCUCAACAAGAGUGGAACCUGCUAAGAGCAUUUUUGUUCGUACUUCUCCAUUACUGAUGAGAUGUAACUUGAUAGCCAGCUAGCUGUACUGUAAUAUAUUAUGACAUCCCAUUUUACACUAUAGGCAUUAAUAUGUAGUUGGUACCCCAUCGGCAGCUCUAACAGCAAGUGGUCUGUCAUUUUGUUGCUGUGGUUCCUAAACCUUUCCGCUUCCAAUGAUAUCUCUUACAGGUGUAAGUAAAGUUCUUUAUCAAAAAAAGUGACAAGUAGAAGCUGAAGUGUUAUUUAAGAUCUACAUAUAGUGGAAGUAGUAGAAGUAGAAGUGCUUAAGUAUUCAAGAUGUUUUUACUAGUAUUGCAAGUAGUUUCUUUUAAACUUUUCCACUCAAGUACUGAAAGUAAAAAUACUGUUUAUUGUGUUACAUAGUUAUUACUAUGCCACACAAUUAAAACACAGAAUUCCUUUGACUUUAGCAGCAGUAAAAGCACAGUAAUAUAGAAGAUAGAGUACAUGUACAGUCUUUAAGUAGUUCUCUAAAUAAACUUCCUUAAAAAGAGGCUAGCCACAACUGACAGCAAGCCGUUAAAACAUUUAACCAAUUCUGCAUAAAAAGGCACAAGAUGGUCUAAAGCUAAAGCUGUCAAAGGGUAAUACAAGAGUUUUGUAUGUAAAACAAGUAAUUAGAGCACCUUAACUGAACUUAACUCUUUGUUAUCUAUCAGAAAUCUGGUGACAGUGCCAUCUGUCUCUUUGGCACUGAUGAUGUGGAUUUGGAAUGAUUCGUAAUAUUUAUAUAAUUGUAACGAGUAACAAUGCAGUUAUUUUUGCCCUGGAUUAUAAGGUGCACUAUGAAUAAAUUUUUUGUUCUAUAUUUAUACAUAAAACGCACUGGAUUAUAAGGCGCGUUAUGCGACCCUAGUAAGAAACAGGGGUGUCACCAUGUUUUCCUUCUAAUUUAGCAGAUCUAGAUGCUGAGUGGUGAGACCUGUAAAGCUAAGCUAAACUAAGUAAACAAAACUGUCAUUCUUCCGUUUAUUUACAGUAAGCUUAAAUUUCCAUAUUUCUACUAAGGCUGGGUGUACUAACAUUAGCAUCAGCAGCUUACUGUUAGUACUAGCCACAGUUAGCGGCUAAGGCCGCCCGAAAGCACUACGCUGAGGAACCUUGAGUGUUCUGGUAGGACAGGGCGAUAUUAGCUAGCGUUUUGUCCCACGUAGCUUGUUUUAUUUUUUUUAUUUAUUUUUUUUAUUCUUUAUUUAACCAGCCAAGUCAUUAAGAACACCUUCUUAUUUACAACUUAUUUUUCACGGUAAACAUGCAGACUACUGUGCGGUUAGCGGCUAAUGCUAAUGCAACUCCAGCAGUUCCAGCCGGGGUUAGCAGAGAGCUGACCUCUGAAUGGCGAAAGAGCUAGUGCUUAGCGGCUAAUGCUAAUGCGGCUCCAGUCUCGGUGCUGGAGAACUAAAUUGAAACUCCUGUAUAACGCUGCACUUCAGUGGAGUGGCUUUACUGCUACUUUUACUUGACAGGUAAAAUUCAUACAUAUGGUGCACCCGAUUAAAAGGCACACUGGAAAAAAAUUAUAGGAUUUUAAGUGUGCCUUAUAGUGCGGAAAAUACAGUACAUAAAAAUGUUACAGAGUAAAAGUAUUUAUCUUAUCAAGUUUAAUAUGUAGUGAAACAAAAGUGGAAGUAGGAAAAAAAUACUGCAGUAGAUAAAGAUAUAACAUUUUAGUAUUUAACUACAGUGGUGAAGUAACGUUAGUUCUAAUUCAUUACUACUAUACAUCUCUGCUCACAGCUGAUGGCGGAACAUAAGAAAGAGAUAAGAAAUUUCACCAACUAAUUUGUUGUAGCAGUGCCAUCCUAUCACAGUACCAGGAGUUCAGUUUACAACUUCACAUUAUUCACCUAAUGUUAGUAAAGGCACACUGCAUGGAAAGGUGCUUGAAUUUACUGUUUUAAUGGAACUGAACGAACCAACUGAAUUUAAUGAUUACCUACCUGUAAUAGGUGUGUCCUAAUACUGUUGGCCAUAUAGUGUACAUUUAUAUCAUAACUACAUUGUAAAUUAAAUAUCCAUUAAUUACAUUUGCGCCAAAAACAGUAGUACAUUAUUUGUUUUACUUUAGUUAUUAAUACCUUAUAUCUUAGAUACAGAUGUAAGGCUUCAGGGCUUAUAUAUAUGAAUUAUCUUUGUUCUGACACCUCUUUAAACUUUAUUGAGAUUGUAUUACCAUUGUCUCUUCUUUUUUGUAUAGACUAACAAGUUUUCAGACAGACAGCUGUUUCUUUGAGAAUGUUUACUGCUUUAGAUGUUUUAUUGUAUAUUUUAUGUUUUAGAACAUGUUAUUUGAUGUAUAUAUUUUAGUUAUUAUUUAUAUUUUUAGAUCAUAGCCCAUAUUAAAUCAGAACGCUUUGUGUUAUUUGUGGUUAUGGUGAAUAAACCAGUUCUAUUGGCACUCAUUGUAAUGUAUUUAUUCACAUGUGUUCACAUAUAUCUUCAUUGUUCAGUUUAAUUGGACCCAAACUUUGUUAAUUACUGGUUUACAUUUGUUUAGGUAAGUUAAUGAAGGAAUUUGCAACAAACGUGGACAUUAAAAUCAGUCGCUAAAGCUAAUUCCCAAAUGAAAUGUAUUUAACAAUGUAAUGUUAUGUAACUAUGGCUUCCAUUAAAAUGUAAUGCAAAUUAAAUCCAGUCCAAUCCAGUACCAUGAAUUAAAUUGUCAUCAGAUCUGACUUGAAAAGACCAGAUUUGCAUGUUCUUUCAGAUAAAAAAAAGUCCCUGGAUCACAAUUGAGGGAGAACUGUGGUAUUAAAAAAGAAAUAAACCAGGCACCAACUACCAAAAAGAACUGUCCCUAAAUAGAAUUGCUAGAAUUGUUGUAAACAGUUACUGUAUCCUGUUUCAUGGUACUGAGGAUAAAUAAGGGUGAGUAACAGGAGUAAGGGCUGUAGUGUUGAUAAAGUCUAAGGUAUGCUGUUGAGAAAUUGGACCUCGAGGGUGUGUCUCUAAAUGAAAGGCUGCAGGCAACACUGCCCUCCCUCCCCCAGUAGACAGACACAAGUAUGUCCUUACGUAAAGUGCAAACUAACUAAAUGUUCAAAUGUGAACAUAGUCAUUCAGAGACUGUUUGUUGUAAAGCUCUCCAUUCUAUAGAAACAUACUUAAUCAGAGUUGGGUACAGUAGUGGUAGACGGAAUGCCUAAAGCUCUGAAAGCUCUCUUACAGAAAACUUUUUAUGUCAAAUAUGUCUAAAAUGUCUUUUUGAAUUUUUUGUUAAUGCUGAAGAAACAAA
This is a messenger RNA of Astyanax mexicanus (Mexican tetra), 4741 nucleotides long. RefSeq names its product proteinase-activated receptor 2. The transcript is spliced from 3 exons. Gene Ontology annotation, cellular component: membrane. Lineage: Eukaryota; Metazoa; Chordata; Actinopteri; Characiformes; Acestrorhamphidae. The record is from RefSeq and is a predicted model, not a curated record. Gene Ontology annotation, biological process: blood coagulation; thrombin-activated receptor signaling pathway; positive regulation of Rho protein signal transduction. Gene Ontology annotation, molecular function: thrombin-activated receptor activity. The coding region runs from base 308 to 1468 and encodes 386 amino acids.